ACGAUUUUGAACUAAUAUUAAUUUUCCUAGACGAUAUUAUAUAUUCCUACUAAACAUUCUCUAUUCCUAAAAUUCCCCAGAUCCGAAAAGUCAGUUCCAGCUCUCGGCGCACCCAGAGUAUAGUCGGUGCAUGCAGAUUGCCCUAAAUAAAUAGAGAGCUAACCCUUUCGUCUUAGACUUAGAGUAAUAGAGGAGGAAAGAAGGUCACUCGGACGUGACAGCUUAUGCAAAAGUGUGUGUUCCUUGUUAUUUUCCAACCUUGUUUAUUUUUUAUUGUUAUUUUUAAUUAUUUCUAGGGACUCUAGUAAGAACCAAUUGCACUCGAUCGCUAGGGAUUUUCGGAUUUGUUUUCCGCGCAUGCGUAAAUUAUUUACAUAUAUUAUAUAUAUAUAGAAAAUAUAUGUGUAUGAGACACGUGUCUAUAUAAAAUAUUCCACAAUUUGCGUAUAAUUUCGUAUGUACGACAAUGAAACAGCUUUCAUUGAUUGUUGAAUCUCUUGGAAGCUGAAGAUGCCAAUUGAGAAUGGAUGAAAUUUAUUUAUUAAGAUGAUUUUAUCCUCGCUUCAGGAUGAUCAUUGUGCUCCAUUCUUAUCUGAAAGAAAAAAAAAUAAGCACCGUUAGUGUACAAUGUGUUUUUUUCCCAUUUUUUUGCAUUCUGGAGAAAGAGGAUGUAACAAUUGCAUUAAAUGGUAUAUGCAUAUUACAAGUGUUACGCAGAAGAAAGUAUUGACACAUUCUGACAGUGCUGUACUUAUUUACACACAUAUUGUAUGAUCAAAGAUAUUCAUAGAUGUUCUUCAUGAUGAUGAACAUUUGGCUGCUUCUUAGUCUGUCAAUGUUUGCAUUUAUUGUGGGACAACCCAACUUGGAUAGUCCUAACACCGAACUGGUGGCGGAACAAAAUGAUACACUUCUUGUGUUUUUUACUCUCGAAGGAUCGUUUGUUGGUGUUAGUCAGCAAUCCGGGGAAAUACGUUGGAAGCAUCAUGAUGAACCAGUAGUCAAAGUGCCUUUGAAUCUAUCAGAACCUGAAAUGCCAAUCUUUCUGCCAGAUCCUAGAGACGGUUCUCUUUAUCUAUUUGGCAGAGGUACAGAAGAAUUGAAAAAGCUACCAUUUACCAUUCCUGAGUUGGUGGCCAAUAGUCCUUGCAGAAGUAGUGAUGGUAUAUUAUAUACUGGUAGAAAAAUAGACACCUGGUUUAGUAUUGACCCAAGAACCGGUAUGAGGGAAUCUUUAAGUUUCAAUAAUGUUGGAAAUACUUGCCCUUCGCAAAUGCAGAAUGCUAUUUUUGUGGGUCGCACAGAAUAUAACAUUAUUAUGGUCGACAGUAAGCAUAAAGACAGAAAAUGGAAUGUUAUAACAUUUAAUGGUUACUCUGCUGCAGAAAUGGAACCUGAUGUAACAGACAAUUAUGAUUUGUUACAUAUUACUGGAAGUUCAACAGGUUGUGUUGUGACCUUAGAUAAGAGAUGGAAAAUUCUUUGGGAAUUAAAUCUCAAGAGUCCAGUGAUAGCAAUGUACACUGUAACUAAAGACGGAUUAGUGAGAAUUCCUUUCACAAGUGUCGCUGACUCUUUCUUAGAGAGGUUUACGAUGGAACCAAGCAAUGAUUAUCCGUUAUUCCCUACAGUGUUUGUUGGAAAGCAUCAGCACGGUCCCUAUGCAUUACCAUCCUUUGCUGAUUCGUCUACGACGAUAUCAAACAACAUUGAACGCUCAUUACUGGAGGGUUCAUCAUUGACUUCGUCUGAUCUUCAUGCAGAUGAUAAUAAAUUGCCAGGAAAUUAUAUUUUAUACAUAAAUGAAGAUAAUUUUGAUAAUUAUCAAAAUGCCAAACACAUCAGAAAAAAUUUGUUAGAAUUUAGAUCACAAAAGCAACUCCUUCAAAUAACUGGGCGGUCCGAUCCGAUAAUUUUGGAGUCUUCAACGUUGAAUGUCACUGAAAGAGAGUCAUCUGUUGCUGAGCAGUCAGACGUCUCAAAUGAUACUGGGCAAUUAGAAAGCAACAAAAAUUGGCACAUAAUGAUAUUAAAUAUGUGCAAAAAAGUAUGGACCAGUCAACAAGAAAAUAAUGCUAUAAUAUUGCUUCUGACUGUAUUAGUAAUAUGCGUGAUUACAAUAUGGUAUACACGAAAUAAGAAGCAAUCUCAGCAGUUAUUACAGAACUCGCGUGAAAGCAGUCGCACGAGUCAUUCUGGUAGAUCAGGCGAUUCGGUUGUUCUGCCAGAAGAUAUUGGAGAUGACUUAGUGAAAGUGGGAAAAAUUAUUUUCAACACGAAACAAAUUCUUGGCAAAGGUUGCGAAGGAACCUCUGUAUUCAAGGGUGAAUUCGACGGUCGCGCUGUGGCCGUGAAACGUCUGUUGCCAGAUUGUUUUACUUUUGCUGAUCGCGAAGUGGCGCUGUUGAGGGAAUCAGAUGCGCAUGAAAAUGUAGUCAGGUAUUUCUGUACCGAAGAGGAUCGUAUGUUCAGAUAUAUUGCACUGGAGUUGGCCGAAGCUACUUUACAAGAUUACGUGACGGGCAGAUAUGACAGAGAAAAGAUAUCUGUGAAGAAUAUUUUGUAUCAGGCUACGUCCGGAUUGGCACAUCUACAUUUAUUAGACAUCGUCCACAGAGACAUUAAACCUCACAAUGUGUUGCUCUCUGUUCCUGGACCUCGAGGAGAGGUACGUGCGAUGAUAUCGGAUUUCGGAUUGUGCAAGAAACUUCAGCUUGGGCGCGUAUCAUUUUCGCGGAGAUCCGGGAUUACUGGGACUGACGGCUGGAUAGCACCUGAAAUGUUGAAUGGAGAAAGAACAACAUGCGCCGUCGAUAUCUUUUCACUCGGCUGUGUUUUUUAUUAUGUCCUCUCUGACGGCAAACAUCCUUUUGGCGAUCCGCUACGAAGACAAGCCAAUAUUCUUUGUGGAGAGACUAAUAUGACAGCGCUCCAAGGAAUAUCCUCGAGUGAUAGAGAAUUAGCAUUAUUAUUAAUCAAGAUGAUGAUAUGCAGAAAUCCUGCCGAGAGACCUCCAGCUUUAUCAAUUUGUAACUACCCGAUCUUCUGGAAUCCAGGAGAGAUUUUGAGUUUUUUCCAAGAUGUUAGCGAUCGAGUGGAAAAGGAUCAACUUGAUAGCCCAGCUUUAAUAUCCUUAGAAACUUGCAGCAAACAUGUGAUCCGCGAUGAUUGGAGAUCGCACAUAGAUCAUGAGGUUGCAGCAGACUUGCGAAAAUAUAGAAGUUAUCGAGGCGAUAGCGUAAGAGAUUUACUCAGGGCUUUACGGAACAAGAAACAUCACUACAGAGAACUAACUCCGGAAGCGCAGAGGAGUCUGGGCGAGAUUCCUGAAAAGUUUACAGAAUAUUGGCUGACGAGAUUCCCAUGCUUAUUGUGCCACGUGUGGUGUGCGAUGCAGAGUUUUCGUGACGAGUCAACCCUGAAACAGUAUUACCAUUCGCAAUAUAUUUUUCCGAGUGAUUAUGAGGAGCAAGAACUGAGCCAAAGUGUACCGAUACAUUUAAUGCAAUAUAGUAAUGUCUUAUCGACAUCGACCAAAAUGCAACCAAUCACCGAUAAGGUGGUCAAUUGGAGUCCCAAUCGAGUGAAAAAUCGCGGCCAGAGAAGAAAGGAGAGGAGGAAACAGGAAGAAGAUCCGCUGUGGAUAUUGCAAUCGCCAAAUGAAAUUAUUCAGAAAUAGUAAAAUAAUUAUGAAUUUAAAGAUGAAAAAUAGUGCGAGAGUGUGUGCGAAUAUUUGGAUCGAAAGAAAAUUUCUAUUGAUCAUUUAAAAAAAUCUGCUAUUAGAACAUGAAAUUAAUUAACAGUCUUUCAAAUUGAUUUUUUUUUAUUAAUUUUUGUAAUCUUUGAAUUUUUUUAAAAAAUUGUACCUUUUAUAGAUAUACAGGGUGUUUCCAGGUUAAAUAGUCAAACUUAAAAUACGAAUUUAGGAUAAUCUCAAAAUGAACAACUAUUUUAUUUGGAAGUUUGUUCGCAAAUGCUUCCUUGAAGAGAUAUUGCGAGAAAACGCACGCUGAAAAUUCUUAGAUGCCAUGUUUAAAUGAAAAGAUAUUUCUGUGAAACAUUAUUGCUUUAAUGUUACAUCUUAUGUAUAUAAAAUUCAUAUUUAUUUUGUACAAUAAGAUACGUUACAAAUAAUAUGUCAAUAAUGGCACAGGUGUCUUAAUGCUUGACUGCCAUUAUUAAAUCAAUAUUUGUUCAACAGAAUUGAUAAUUUUUACAUAAGAAUAUUUCUCUGUUAGCAACGAUCAAAAUCAUAAAUAAAAAAACGGCAGUCUAUAUUGAUCGAUGUGGAACAAAAUGUGUCGUAAUUAUGAUUAUAAUGAUAGACAUAAUAAUUUUUGACAA
Molecule: messenger RNA, 4344 nt
Organism: Nylanderia fulva
Lineage: Eukaryota; Metazoa; Arthropoda; Insecta; Hymenoptera; Formicidae
Gene: Ire1
Product: serine/threonine-protein kinase/endoribonuclease Ire1
Biological process (GO): IRE1-mediated unfolded protein response; mRNA processing; intrinsic apoptotic signaling pathway in response to endoplasmic reticulum stress
Cellular component (GO): IRE1-TRAF2-ASK1 complex
Molecular function (GO): protein serine/threonine kinase activity; RNA endonuclease activity; ATP binding
Source: RefSeq, a predicted model, not a curated record